This is a messenger RNA of Zingiber officinale, 1446 nucleotides long. RefSeq lists its product as uncharacterized. Lineage: Eukaryota; Viridiplantae; Streptophyta; Magnoliopsida; Zingiberales; Zingiberaceae. Gene Ontology annotation, molecular function: zinc ion binding. The record is from RefSeq and is a predicted model, not a curated record. The transcript has a single exon. Bases 1 to 1446 code for a protein of 481 amino acids.
AUGAGUAACGAUAGUUGUUGGCAAGAGAGAACUUUAUCUGGGACGCACAAUAAUUGCUUUUGGGAUUAUACCAACAAGUCCAUAAACUCAACUUGGUUAGCGAAGCAGUUUGUGAAAAGAUUUGCCACAAAUCCUAAAUUGGGAACCAAGGAGUUUAGAAAGGAGGUUUGUACGAUGCUGAAGGCCAACAUUUCGAGGAAAGUGGCUUACUUAGCCAAGAGGAAGGCACUACAGUUGGUUCAAGGGACUGCCGAGGAGCAAUUUAGUAGAAUAAGGAAUUAUUGUGCUGAGUUGAAAAGAUUCGAUGAAGGGGCCACAGUCGUUUUGAAGUUGAUAGAGAAUGACCAAGGUCCAAGGUUCCAAAGAUUGUAUGUUUGUUUUUCAGCGUGUAAGCAAGGAUUUAAGGAUGCUUGUCGGCCUAUCAUUGGUAUUGACGGAUGCUUCUUAAAAGAAAAACAUGGUGGGCAGUUGUUAUCGGCUGUAGGGAUAGACCCAAACAACAACAUAUUUCCGAUAUGCUAUGCAUUGGUUGAGCGUGAGACGAAGGAUAGUUGGACAUGGUUUUUACGGCUCUUAGAUUCUGACAUUGGUUUUGUUAAUCAACAUGCAUGGACUUUUAUGUCAGAUAAGCAAAAGGGGUUGAUCUCUGCAAUUGAAUUUUUGUUUCCUGAUGCAGAACAUAGAUUGUGUGCUAGACACUUACAUAGCAACAUGAAACAUGAUGGAUUUAAGAGUCUAGCAGUUAAGAUUGCUUUAUGGGCUGCGGCAAAGGCAACUAGGAUUGAAGAUUUUCGACAGCGAAUGGAGGAGCUCAAGAAUAUUGACCACAAUGCAUAUGAAUGGCUGGCAAAGAAGCCUGAAGAUCAGUGGUCAAAGUCACAUUUCAGCACCAUUCCAAAAUCUGACAUCUUGUUGAAUAAUAUGUGUGAAAGCUUCAAUAGUUGUAUACUAGAUGCUAGGGAUAAGCCUAUCAUUGAGAUGUUUGAGUCAAUACGAAAUCUUUUGAUGAAUAGAUUUUUGUUGAAUCGAGAGAAGGCUGAGAAAUGGAAGAGCCAAAUUUGUCCCAAGAUUAGAGAUCUGUUGGCGAAGAUAAGUAUGGAUGCUGCUGCUUAUUCCCCCAUGAAAUCAGAUGAGAUGCACUACCAGAUAACGAGGUCAGAUGAUCAUCUUGAUCAACAUUCAGUUGACUUAUCGACUAGGACUUGCAGUUGUAGAAAAUGGGAUUUGACAGGAAUUCCUUACAAGCACGCUGUAUGCGCAAUUUGGUGCAAAAAAGAUAAUCCAGAGGCAUAUGUCCAUCACUGUUACUUGACCGACACAUAUCGAAGGUGUUAUGCAUUGCCAAUAAUGCCUGUCAAUGGACCAAAUUUGUGGCCUGCUUGUGACUUGCCCCCACCUUUACCUCCCUUUUACAAAGAAAAAAUUGGAAGGCCGACGAAACUAUGA